AAGAUGUUCUCGUUAGAAGCUCAGAACUCAUCUAUUCUGGAGAAUUAACCAAAGUCUCCCACCCUCAAGCCAAGAGCCAACAGAGGAUGUUCUUCCUCUUUGAUCACCAGCUUGUCUGCUGCAAGAAGGACCUUCUGCGCCGGGAUAUCUUAUAUUAUAAAAGUCGGAUCAACAUGGAUGAUAUGGAAAUCCUGGAUGUAGAAGAUGGAAAGGACAAGGACUUCAGUAUCAGUGUGAAAAAUGCAUUUAAAUUACACUGCCGCGACACUGAGGAGGUCCACUUAUUCUGUGCAAAAAAGCCUGAGCAGAAACAGCGCUGGCUGAAGGCCUUUGAGAAUGAAAGGAGACAGGUUCAGCUCGACCAGGAGACAGGUUUUUCAAUCACAGAGAUGCAGAAGAAGCAAGCAAUGCUAAAUGCCAGCAAGCAGCACCACACUGGGAAGCCAAAGGCUGUCACCAGGCCAUACUAUGACUUCCUGAUGCGACAGAAGCAUCCCACCCUGCCUACCACGCUCCCACAGCAGCAGGUCUUCAUGCUGGCAGAGCCCAAGCGCAAACCCUCGAACUUCUGGCAGAACAUCAGCAGGCUGACACCCUUCCGGAAAUAAGGACAGCCCCGCAUUUGUGCCUGAACCCCUUCUGAGAAAGCACUUUAUCCACCAGUCCUAGGAGGUGGAGCCCAGGUUCUUCCAAUCCUUUGUUUACAGAGGAUGGCACGUGUGCUCCUGCCUUCUCUAUUUAUCUUGCAGACCAACUGACCCCCUGGCUCUGAGGUGAGACACUGCAUGCGUGCUUGCACACGCGUGCAUCUGUGCUAGGUCCCAGUGAGCCAGCCUUGCACAGCACUCAAGAGACAAACUUCCAGGAAGAGAUGAGAAUGGAGCCUGAUCUGUUUCAUCUGAAAAGGUUUUGCCUGUCAGCUGUACUUUGAAUCAUUCCAUUCUGCUGUGACCACCGCUGCUGUCUGGCAGCCUACCAGCUCUGUCCCCCACUGACACGCUCAGAACAGCUCAGUGUUGCUGACAUUGUAUGUUUUGCAGGGAGGAGCAAACCCUUCUGUUCUCUGCCCACCCCUGUUCCCCACCUUUCACCUCAAGGACACGAUCCUCCUACGCCCUUCUAACUAACUCAGUUAGCCUCUGCUGGCACUCAGACGAGACAACAGUGAGUAUUGCACUGUGACCCUUUUCUUCCCUUUAAUUCAACAACACUGAUGAACAAUAUGGUUUGUUAAACGGUGCCAACCAACCUGCAGCAUGAGUAACAUUCAGGAGUCACUCUAGUGGGUUCGUUACAUAAGUUAGAGAAAAAUGUGCCUAAAUUAAUACUGUACUCAACUCCUUAGAUUCUCUUCUAUCAUUCUGCCAUAUUUCCUGGCCAAUGAAAAUGCUCAUUGUUUGUAAUGUGUUUAUUUAUGGUAUAAACCAGAACUGUGUAUUUUGUAAGUCUGUAAUUGUUCUUGUCAGUUGUUAACUCAAUGCCUGUUUUGUCUGUUUUAUUUUAUUUUUAAAUAACAAAAGAUCAAUAUUUGAAAACUGCUCCCAGAAGUCAGAGUCUGCAGUUCAAUGGCGUAAGAAAGACUGAAACCACAAUUGUUAUGCAAACUUCUACAGACUCAAAUUAUUAGAGGGUUUUGAUACCUUUACAAACAGACAUCCUAAAGCUACUUACAACUGGCCAAGUUUUGACAUUAAAAGCCUCACUUUAGGUACCCAAGUUUCAAAUGGUGGCCAAGAGAAACUCAUCUGUACCUUGGUUAGCAAAAAGAAAGAUUUGCCUUACCUUAGUGAGAGUUAGAAGCCAUAUUGACCUAAUUCCCUAGCUUAGAGACAUCUUGUGACAGCAGAAAGUAGGCACUCCUUUGUUCCAACAUGAUGCUAUUGUAAAUGAGCACUAACUGCCUGCUGAGUUCCCAGGUCUGGUGUUUGAUGCUGUAGCUUACUGAAGUUUGGUCAUCCAGGGACAUCUGAAUUUAGUAGCAUGUACAAAGUCAUUCUUGCACUAUAUCUUCUCCCCAGACCAGGGGCUACAUUUAAUUUCAUAAAGAAACUUGUAAAAGUGACUCUGUCUGUGUCUGACGUGUCUUAUCCAUGUAAAAUUGUUUCUCUUCAAAAUCAUUGUUCCUCUCGUAACCUAGAAUGUGCUGCUCAGCAGCAGAACCAUGCUAGAAGGCCUCAGUGAAGCCAACCACAGAGGGCAGGCAGAUGGAAGUGAGAUGUAGUACAAGAGAUGCAUCCACCCAUCACUCAGAACAUGGACUGAGGUUAGCAAGUCAGCAGCAUCUAAUUCCCAGACUCCUGCUAGUUAAAAAUGAUAAGGAAACAUCAAUAAAACCAUUGGGGAUAAGUAAGCUCACUCUGAGUAAUAUAGAAUUAGAGAGGAUCAUCAAGUUGAAGCUUGGAGGAGAACGCAGCUGUUCCUUAUGGGCCCUGCCCACCUGCAGUCUGCUGUCACUGUUUCUGGGAAAACACGCAACUCCAUGCUCUUCUCCAAGGCAGAACCAGAUGCAACAUCACCACUUGAUGCAGUCCUCCACAGAAUGGUGAUAGGAAACCACAUGAGAAAACCCUUCCACUCUCAAAGCUGCCUGCCUGUGAAGGUGCAGCGCGCUCCCUCCCCUUCCACAUCUCUCCAAGCAGCAGGAAAACGGGGCUUACCAAGCAGGACACAUUCUUGAGCUGCCUGCCUCGCAGUAACUUGAACCAGCACAAUCAUUUGCAGAUCUGUUCUGGCAUUGCCAAAAAUACAUCUGUGGUGGGACGCAGCAGUCAGGAAACCAAGGCACUGGGGCAUUUACAGGAACAGCCUUUAAACACUGCAUAACCAAGCAUAGUUCAAUAAACACAGACAGGUAAAAACAAGAAAAUCUGCACUGCUAACCUCACUGUGCUCAGCACCUUCCCCUCUCAGCAGCUCUUGCUCCUUCAGCCCACACACCUGUAUCCCCUCUCUGUCUCCCCAUGGCCUGGAGCACUGUGCAGUCAGAGCUGACAGCACCCAGCACAGAAGCAGCAGUUGGGCUGUGCUGCCUGAAAUAAGAAACAAGUCUUGAUCACUGGAAGGAAAGAGGUUUCAGGAUUUUGGGGGUGCGUGGUGGGAGGAAUCCGACUCCGUAAGACGGCACUGCAGUAAAGCCCAUUUCCUCCUCAACAAAUAGAAAUAUUUGAAGUGCCACCUCCCAGGCCCAUGCCCUGUAUGCCUUGAGUCGCCUCCUGGGCUGAACUGCAGAUAGGCCUGUCCACUGUGUGGGUCCUGUAAUGCUGCUGCCCAUCCAGUUGGCCUGAGGCCUCCAAAAACCGUGCUCCCAGCUGUGGGGACGUGGCCUACAACCCCAGGCAGCAGCUACACCAUUGCCCAGUGUGAGCACAGUGCCAUUUCACGUUCAUCCUUUGCAUAUGCACACUUCUUUUUCUGGGGAACAGGCCACUACUACCAGGCUUGCAUGAGAGAGUUUCAUCCUCCGAAGCGCUGAGCACAGAAACAUUCCUGUUGGACUUCACAGCACCCAGAAUGCUGAGUGAUUACCCUCAGUGCACUGCACCCACCACAACAGGGUCAGCUUUGCAGAAAACAUGCAUAAGUAACAGGAGGCAAUCGUUAACUUUUGUGUUUACCCUGAAUGUCUGCACCUCUCCUUUCCUCUUCCAUGUCUGUUUUGAUUGGCCAGGAAGAAAAAUGCAUUGGCAUGGGAUUGAUCCAUUUGCUGAGGUUAGGAGCUCUGUACUUGAGGGAGGGGGAGGAACGCUGGAUUAAGGCAGCCUGACCCAGGCCAGAAGGGGCUUUGGGAAUUGAUGCGGUGCAACCCAACACCAUGUCCUGGAAUAAGCCUCAGUGGCACGCUGCAUCAGGUUGCUCACAGCCUUGUCAGGCUGCUGACAGAUGAUGGAUGCUUGAUGCUGCUGCCAGAUGAUCAAGAAUGAAGGUUCUCCAAAAACUCUGGGUCCCAGUUGAGCAAAGGACCAGCCAUAUUCUGAAAAAAGUUACUGCACCCAUUUGAGGGCCUAUUUGCACCUUCUGAUACCUGUUUUUAAUGUGUAUUUUGUAGUACACGACACUUCAAGUCUACACUGAAAUCACUCCAGUACAAAUUCCCAUCUAUUCUACUGAAUGAAAUGGGGUGAGAACGGCACAGAAACUACACAGCACCCAAUGCUCUGCAGGUACUUGGUGCACUAAAAGACAUCCCCACACCAACACACAGCUAAGAGCUGGCUACUAGCACCUCUGUAGCAAUACUUAGAACAGUACAUAUGCAUCAAGUCACUGAAGUUGCCAGAUUACUUGCCAUCUUUUCCAGAACUUGUUUCAUAUCUCAUCUCAUCAGUGCACACAGAAAAUUUAUAUAGAGAGACUUUAUAGAAAUAUAGAAAUGUUUUUAAGUGCCCAAACAGACUUCUCUAGCCAAACAUCAUCCCAGUGAAAGAAAAGUUAUUUAUUUACAGCAGAGAGAAAUAUAUUCUCCCUGAGACUGCCUGUCAGUAAUAUUCUUAAUAAAGUGGCUUCAGUUGGGAUCCUGCUCUUGUAAGGAACAAUUGGAGAGAGGAUCUGAUUCCUUAUGCAAGACUGAAAUCAGGUAUAAAAGUUGAUCACACAGAAAGAGUGGCAACCUUGUAACAUAGCAGGUGGAGUUACAGCACUAAUUAACAGGUAAGAAUCCAACCACACCCCCACAUCUGUACACCCAUUUGUGCAUCUGCACGGGAUUUCAUCAAAAAAUGACAUCCUUAUUUCCUAUCCAGUACCAACUUCACCAACACAAAACCUGAAUGAACCGUGUAUCCAAUCUUGUGUUACUCCACUGAUUUCAAAUGAUCAUGCACUCAAGCCAUCUCAUCUCCUAAGUUCUUACUGAAUAAAUGGUAAAGUGUACAUGUGCUAUAAAGAUGUGCUAAGCAGAGUAACCGAUACUGCAUUUCCCUCCUCAUCUUUCAUCCGGAUUUUCAAUGGAGGCAUUCAGCAUUGUACUGUCAAGGAGAAUUGUCAGAGAGAAUGCAUGCAAAGGACACAAGCUUUACAAGCUUUCUAUGUGUGCACGUUAGGUGAUGACCUUGUAGACCUUCCCAAACUCAGAGUAAAGGGGUUUUCUGACAUAUGAGCACCAGGUUAAGUACAACUUCUGUCAAGCUUUCUGAGCAUACCAGACAGAACCGUCUCAGAUUCACCAGAGAAGUCUACCUGAAGCAUGACCAAGCAGAGACAAAACUGCAAUACUCACCUCCCCUCCUUUGGGAUGAACCCUCUAUGUGACCAGAAACAUACAUUUUCAUGCAGAAAAACAAACAAGCAAACAAACAAAAAAACCAACCCAAACCAAACCAAAAUGAAAAAUCCUAAGUUCCUGCACUGAGUCUGAACAGCAACCACUCAACUCGACCCAGGGGUUGUUGGGUGGUCCUGGUUGUUUCUGGUUGUGAAUGCCCUCUUCCCUCCUGUAGUUAAGUGCAUGGAAAAAUUCUUGUGAAAAGCAGUUGUGUUUCCUAAUGAGCAAAGCCUGAGCAGACUCCACUCAGGCAACGCAUGGGCUUAUGUGAACCAGUCACAAGAAUGGCUUGCUGAAGCUGCCACUCCAACCAAAAGAACAAGUGGCUGCUAAUAACUCAGUUUCUACCUUUAAAAGAAAAAAAGAAUCUCUAUUUUGUAUUACCAGUCUGGAAUUAUGGAGUCAGAUGGACUCACUGGAAAAA
This is a messenger RNA of Meleagris gallopavo (turkey), 5684 nucleotides long. The record is from RefSeq and is a predicted model, not a curated record. NCBI's taxonomy places the organism in Eukaryota, Metazoa, Chordata, Aves, Galliformes, Phasianidae.